AUGUUUGUGUUCAAGCGAGAUGGACGCAAGGAACGCGUGCAAUUCGACAAGAUCACAGCUCGUGUGUCCAGGCUGUGUUAUGGCCUCGACACUGAUCAUGUUGACGCCGCGGCCAUUACGCAAAAAGUCAUCUCUGGUGUGUACCAGGGUGUGACCACGGUGGAGCUAGACAACCUGGCUGCCGAGACUGCCGCUUAUAUGACGGUCACGCAUCCCGAUUACGCUGUCCUCGCCGCUCGUAUCGCCGUUUCCAACCUACACAAGCAGACGAAGAAGCAAUUUUCUGCCGUGAUUGAAGACCUCUAUCAUUAUGUCAACCCGAAGAACAAUAAAGCGGCCCCUAUGAUUUCUACUGAGAUAUACGAGGUCGUGAUGAAACAUGCCGACGAGUUGAACUCGGCCAUUGUCUAUGACCGGGAUUUUAAUUACCAAUAUUUUGGAUUCAAGACUCUUGAGCGCUCUUAUUUGCUCCGGCUUAAUGGCAAGAUUGCUGAGCGUCCUCAACACCUAAUCAUGCGUGUUGCUGUUGGUAUCCACGGUGACAAUAUUGAAAAGGCCAUCGAGACAUACAAUCUGAUGUCUCAGAAAUACUUCACACACGCGUCCCCGACUUUGUUCAGUGCUGGCACGCCUCAACCACAGCUCGCCUCCUGUUUCCUUGUGGAUAUGAAGGAUGAUAGUAUUGACGGCAUUUAUGAUACGCUUAAGACAUGUGCUAUGAUCUCCAAGAAUGCUGGUGGUAUCGGUCUUAAUGUUCACCGUAUUCGUGCUACUGGUUCCUACAUUGGAGGAACGAAUGGCACUUCAAACGGUCUCGUUCCUAUGCUCAGAGUCUUCAACAACACCGCUAGGUACGUUGACCAAGGAGGUAACAAACGCCCUGGUGCAUUUGCUAUCUACCUGGAGCCGUGGCACUCAGAUGUCUUUGAGUUCCUCGACCUUCGUAAGAACCAUGGAAAAGAAGAAGUCCGUGCCCGUGAUCUUUUCUACGCUUUGUGGACUCCUGACCUUUUCAUGCGCCGUGUGGAGGCGAACAAGGACUGGACUCUGUUCUGUCCAAAUGAAGCCCCAGGUCUUGCCGAUGUCUACGGUGAAGAGUUCGAUGCUCUUUAUGAGAAAUACGAAAAGGAAGGUCGCGGCCGCCGUACUGUGAAGGCCCAGAAACUCUGGUAUGCCAUCCUCGAGGCUCAGACUGAGACUGGUAAUCCUUUCAUGCUUUACAAGGAUGCUUGCAACAAGAAGAGCAACCAAAAGAAUCUUGGCACUAUUCGCAGUUCUAACCUCUGUACCGAGAUUAUCGAAUACUGCGCUCCUGAUGAAGUCGCUGUUUGUAACUUGGCUUCCCUUGCUCUGCCUACUUUUGUUGAUACCGCUCGCGGUGAAUAUGACUUUGGCAAACUUCACGAAGUCACCCAGGUCCUUGUUCGAAACCUCAACAAGAUCAUCGAUAUCAACUAUUAUCCCGUCCCUGAGGCCAGAAAGAGCAAUUUCCGCCACCGUCCUAUUGCAGUUGGUGUCAAUGGCUUGGCUGAUGCUUUCCUUGCUCUCCGUCUGCCAUUUGACUCUGCAGAGGCCAAGCAGCUCAAUAUACAAAUCUUUGAGACCAUCUACCACGGUGCAUUGACAGCUUCCAUAGAGCUUGCCAAAGAAUACGGCACCUACGAGACUUACAAGGGUUCUCCUGUCUCUCAGGGUAUCCUCCAAUUUGACAUGUGGGAUCGCACUCCAACAGAUCUUUGGGACUGGGAUUCCUUGAAGGCUGAAAUUAGCCAGCAUGGUGUCCGCAACAGUCUUCUUGUUGCUCCUAUGCCCACCGCUAGUACCAGCCAGAUUCUAGGCUUCAAUGAAUGCUUCGAACCUUACACCUCGAACAUCUACUCUCGUCGUGUCUUGGCUGGCGAGUUCCAAGUGGUCAACCCAUGGCUCCUGAAGGACCUGGUUGACCUCGGUCUCUGGUCCGACAACAUGAAGAACCGCAUUAUAGCUGAAGGGGGAUCUAUUCAAAAUAUCCCCAACAUCCCCGCUGAUAUCAAGGCUCUCUAUAAGACAGUCUGGGAGAUCUCUCAGCGAACAAUUCUUCAAAUGGCUGCGGAUCGCGGUGCUUACAUUGACCAAUCGCAAUCGCUCAACAUUCACAUGAAAGAGCCUACUAUGGGCAAGAUUACCAGCAUGCAUUUUGCCGGUUGGAAGAUGGGUCUAAAGACCGGAAUGUACUAUUUGCGUACAAUGGCUGCCAGCGCCCCUAUCCAGUUCACAGUUGACCAGGAGCAAUUGAAGGUUGCAGACACCAAUGUUGCUCGUAGCAACGGCAUUGGCAAGAAGCGGUCACCAGCCCCCGCAGCAUUCAAUAACAGUUAUGCUUCUGUUCCUCGUCCUAUGUAUGACCAGAAGCCAGUAGCUCCUGCUGCUAACCCGGAGCCAUUGCAGCCUGUCUCGGCUUCUCGCGUCAAUGGCGCUGCUCACUCUGAUCUUACUCAGGACAAGGUAUCUCAAGAAGAGACAGGAGAACAAGGACAAGAAGAUGCUGGUGAAGACAACGACACAGAACAAGACAUUUAUGCACAGAAGGUCCUUCAAUGCAGCAUUGAGAACAAGGAAGCAUGUGUUAUGUGCAGUGGCUAA
Talaromyces atroroseus is the source of this 2622-nucleotide messenger RNA. RefSeq names its product Ribonucleoside-diphosphate reductase large chain. Gene Ontology annotation, cellular component: ribonucleoside-diphosphate reductase complex. Gene Ontology annotation, biological process: DNA replication; deoxyribonucleotide biosynthetic process. Lineage: Eukaryota; Fungi; Ascomycota; Eurotiomycetes; Eurotiales; Trichocomaceae. The record is from RefSeq and is a predicted model, not a curated record. The coding region runs from base 1 to 2622 and encodes 873 amino acids. The transcript is spliced from 3 exons. Gene Ontology annotation, molecular function: ribonucleoside-diphosphate reductase activity, thioredoxin disulfide as acceptor; ATP binding.